CUUGCGACCACCCGGACUUCCCAACGCCCAGCCUCGGCUGUUCAGCUGCGUCCUCUCACCCAGCGGCUUUCUCUGCCAACCCCUACACUUGGCACCCUCCACCCUCCCUCCCCAGCCGAGCGCUUCCCGCCCGCUCAAGUCCCGGCUCUCCGCUGGGCGCUGCACAGGCACCCCUGCCCUCGGCGCUGCUCUCCUCGCUGCCCUCCGGAUUCAUGCCGCCGGGACGCAAAGAGACUGAGGCUCUCGCUGAAGAGGGACGACAGAGAGUUUUUUUCUUACGCGUCCUGUGUGCGAGUGCUGGUCUCUCCAAAAGGCGUUGGGGCAGCGGCUCUGAAAACGCGACUAGAAGCGCUUGUUCCUGCGUCGGACCCGUGGAGUAUCCCGAACAGUAGAGGCCCCGAGACGACCUAGCUGAUGGCGUCUUCGACCCCAUCUUCGUCCGCAACCUCCUCCAACGCGGGAGCAGACCCCAACACUACCAACCUGCGCCCCACAACAUAUGAUACAUGGUGUGGCGUGGCCCAUGGAUGUACCAGAAAACUGGGACUCAAGAUCUGCGGCUUCUUGCAAAGGACCAACAGCCUGGAAGAGAAGAGUCGCCUUGUGAGUGCCUUCAAGGAGAGGCAGUCCUCCAAGAACCUGUUUUCCUGUGAAAACAGUGACCAGGAUGCCCGCUUCCGGCGCACAGAGACAGACUUCUCCAACCUGUUUGCUCGAGAUCUGCUGCCAGCUAAGAAUGGGGAAGAGCAGACAGUACAAUUCCUUCUGGAGGUGGUGGACAUCCUCCUCAACUAUGUCCGCAAGACAUUUGACCGCUCCACCAAGGUGCUGGACUUCCACCACCCACACCAGCUGCUGGAGGGCAUGGAGGGCUUCAACUUAGAGCUCUCUGACCACCCUGAGUCACUGGAGCAGAUCCUGGUUGACUGCAGAGACACUCUGAAGUAUGGGGUUCGCACAGGUCAUCCUCGAUUUUUCAACCAGCUCUCCACUGGAUUGGAUAUCAUUGGCUUAGCUGGUGAAUGGCUGACAUCAACAGCCAAUACCAAUAUGUUUACAUAUGAAAUUGCACCAGUAUUUGUCCUCAUGGAGCAAAUAACACUCAAGAAGAUGAGAGAGAUUGUUGGGUGGUCAAGUAAAGAUGGUGAUGGGAUAUUUUCUCCUGGGGGAGCCAUAUCCAACAUGUACAGCAUCAUGGCUGCUCGGUACAAGUACUUCCCCGAGGUUAAGACAAAGGGAAUGGCUGCUGUUCCCAAACUGGUCCUUUUCACCUCGGAACAAAGUCAUUAUUCCAUAAAGAAAGCUGGGGCUGCACUGGGCUUUGGAACUGACAACGUGAUUUUGAUAAAGUGCAAUGAAAGGGGGAAGAUAAUUCCAGCCGAUUUUGAGGCAAAAAUUCUCGAAGCCAAGCAAAAGGGCUAUGUUCCCUUUUAUGUCAAUGCAACUGCUGGCACAACUGUUUAUGGAGCUUUUGAUCCGAUACAGGAGAUUGCAGAUAUAUGCGAGAAAUAUAACCUUUGGCUGCAUGUCGAUGCUGCCUGGGGCGGUGGGCUGCUCAUGUCCCGGAAGCACCGCCAUAAACUCAAUGGCAUUGAAAGGGCCAACUCUGUCACCUGGAACCCUCACAAGAUGAUGGGCGUGCUGCUGCAGUGCUCGGCCAUUCUCGUCAAGGAAAAGGGCAUACUCCAAGGAUGCAACCAGAUGUGUGCAGGAUACCUCUUCCAGCCAGACAAGCAAUAUGAUGUCUCCUACGACACUGGGGACAAGGCAAUUCAGUGUGGCCGCCAUGUAGACAUCUUCAAGUUCUGGCUGAUGUGGAAAGCAAAGGGCACAGUGGGAUUUGAAAACCAGAUCAACAAAUGCCUGGAACUGGCUGAAUACCUCUACACCAAGAUUAAAAACAGAGAAGGAUUUGAGAUGGUUUUCAGUGGUGAGCCUGAGCACACAAAUGUCUGUUUCUGGUAUAUUCCACAAAGCCUCAGGAGUGUUCCGGAUAGUCCUGAGCGACAGGAAAAACUACACAAGGUGGCUCCCAAAAUCAAAGCCCUGAUGAUGGAGUCGGGCACGACUAUGGUUGGCUACCAGCCUCAGGGGGACAAGGUGAAUUUCUUCCGAAUGGUCAUCUCGAAUCCAGCCGCUACCCAGUCUGACAUCGACUUCCUCAUUGAGGAAAUAGAAAGACUGGGCCAGGAUCUAUAAUCGCCCCAUGCAGAACACAAGGUUAGGGGAAUUCCCUUUCCCCUCUAGCUCUCUAGAACUAGCCUCCAUAAGUUGCUGAAACACAUAGGCUAUUCCAUUGAGGGAAAAUAUAAUAUCUUGAAGAAUAUUGUUAAAACCUUACUUAAGCUUGUUAUAGUUAGCAGGAAAUAACGUUCCUUUUAAAAAGUGCACAUUAAGAAUGCAGUAUAUAUGUACAGUUAUAUAUACCUCUCUCUAUAUAUACACAUAUAGUGACGUGGCUUAGUACUAGAUCACAGCAUGUAUCCCACUCCAGGAGAGUUAACUUUACCUUCAGCUGCAGCUACUGAGGGACUAAACAUGCUGCAAACCAGCUUGCCCGGCAGCCACUGGAAAGAUGUUUGUCAAAAUGCCAUGUCCUAGGGACCAAAGGAAAUGCUGUUGGUGGGAGUCGACCUCACUGUCAGCAUUUCUCUCACCUGAACUAAUGAUGGAUGGUGAGAAAAAGCUCCACAAGAUGACAAGACACACCCUCCGCAUUAGUAUCUUGUUAGGGGAAAAUAGUAGCAGAGCCAUUGUGACAAGUGUACCAUUGCUGUAUUUCUAGAAAUUAAUUUGUGUAGAUUGUGUACGUGGCCGUUGUCUGAACUUGGUGGAGGAGAGGACACAUAACGAUUUCAAUGACUGUUUGGUGGUAGGUCAGUGAAAUAUUUGCUUAUUUAUAUUCAGAGAUUUACCAUGUUAAAGAGGCGUCUUGUAUUUUCUUCCUAUUUGUAAUGUAUCUUAUUUAUAUAUUAAUGAAGUACGUUCUGAAUACUGUUUAUAGUAUUUUCGUGCAUUUGUGAGCCAAAGAGAAAAGAUUAAAAUUAGUGAGAUUUGUGUUUAUAUUAGAGUGCCCUUAAAAUAAUGAUUAAAGCAUUUUACUGUCUGUAAAAGAAUUCUGCUACUAUAGAUAGAGUCAUUAUACAUAGAAAUCCUGUUACUUAAAUAGCAUCUGCCGUUCUGUUAAACCCUGUCUGGCUUUACGUCUGGUGUUGUCAACGCUUUUCUAGUAACUAUUAGAUAAUAACUAGAUCUCUUGUAAUUUUGUAGUAAUUCAUGACCAAUCCCUGUGAUUUGCUUAGCUGAAACCUAAGGCAAUGUUUCCGAAGACCCUCUGAAGUUCUCAGAUAAAUUGACCGGGCUCACAACUGUUUUUGAAGAAAGGAAAUUUACACUGUGCGUUUUAGAGUAUGCAAGAAGAAUAUAAAUAAAUAAAAAUAUUCUCCAUGGAGAAUUUGAACAAAA
Nycticebus coucang (slow loris) is the source of this 3465-nucleotide messenger RNA. It is a transcript of the gene GAD1, whose product is annotated as glutamate decarboxylase 1. Gene Ontology annotation, molecular function: pyridoxal phosphate binding; glutamate decarboxylase activity. Bases 415 to 2199 code for a protein of 594 amino acids. Gene Ontology annotation, biological process: GABA biosynthetic process. The record is from RefSeq and is a predicted model, not a curated record. The transcript has 17 exons. Gene Ontology annotation, cellular component: presynaptic active zone; cytoplasm. NCBI's taxonomy places the organism in Eukaryota, Metazoa, Chordata, Mammalia, Primates, Lorisidae.